Molecule: messenger RNA, 2184 nt
Organism: Phragmites australis (common reed)
Lineage: Eukaryota; Viridiplantae; Streptophyta; Magnoliopsida; Poales; Poaceae
Product: cytochrome P450 97B2, chloroplastic-like
Exons: 14
Coding region: 206-1927 (573 amino acids)
Cellular component (GO): chloroplast
Molecular function (GO): iron ion binding; oxidoreductase activity, acting on paired donors, with incorporation or reduction of molecular oxygen; heme binding
Source: RefSeq, a predicted model, not a curated record
UUCACCGCCCAGGCCAGUUCCGUGGUCGGCGUGCAACCGGCUCCUUUCCGACCGCCCACCACCUCGCCGCGAUCCCAUCACAAUUCAAUUCAGAGCAGCCACCUUAUCCGUCUCGCUCUCCCCCCACUGUGACUCUGCCACUGUCCAGUCACCACACUCCACUCCACCUGCUGUGCCACUGCCACCGCUCGCGACUCCCCGCGCCAUGGCCUCGACCGCGUCCUCCACCUCCGCCACGCUGCUCCCGAGGCCAGUCGCUGGCUCGCCGCGUCACGGCCCCGCCUCCUCCUCCGCGUCUCACAGCCACAGGAGGCGCCUCCUCGCCGUCAGGUGCCAGUCGACCAGCGUCGACAAGCAGGAUCCCAAGCCGAAGCAGCGGAGCUUGCUCGACAGCGCCAGCAACCUGCUCACCAACCUGCUCAGCGGCGGCAGCCUCGGGGCCAUGCCCGUCGCCGAGGGCGCCGUCACCGAUCUCUUCGGCAAGCCCCUCUUCUUCUCGCUCUAUAGUUGGUUCCUCGAGCAUGGCUCUGUCUACAAGCUUGCUUUUGGACCAAAAUCAUUCGUUGUUGUCUCUGAUCCCAUUGUUGCUAGACACAUCCUCCGGGAAAAUGCUUUCUGUUAUGAUAAGGGAGUUCUUGCUGAAAUUUUAAAACCAAUUAUGGGGAAGGGUCUUAUACCUGCUGACCUUGAUACUUGGAAGCAAAGGAGAAAAGUCAUAACACCUGGGUUCCAUGCCUUAUUCAUAGAAGCUAUGGUGAGAAUAUUUACCAAAUGUUCAGAGAGAACAAUAUUAAAGCUUGAAGAGCUUACUGAAAGUGAAGACCGUGUACAAAAAUCAGCCAUAGUGGACCUUGAAGCUGAGUUCUCCAAUUUGGCACUCGAUAUAAUUGGCUUGGGCGUCUUCAAUUAUGAUUUUGACUCAGUUACUAAGGAAUCUCCUGUAAUAAAGGCAGUAUAUGGAACUCUUUUCGAAGCUGAGCACCGAUCCACAUUUUACAUCCCCUACUGGAAUCUUCCCUUGGCUAAAUGGAUAGUUCCAAGGCAGCGCAAGUUCCAUAGUGACCUCAAGGUCAUCAAUGACUGCCUUGAUAAUCUUAUAAAAAAUGCAAAAGAGACAAGACAGGAAGCUGAUGUGGAAAAGCUACAGCAAAGGGACUACUCAUCUUUGAAGGAUGUCAGCUUGCUGAGGUUCCUUGUUGACAUGCGAGGAGCUGAUGUUGACGAUUGCCAGCUUCGGGAUGAUCUUAUGACAAUGCUUAUAGCUGGACAUGAAACAACUGCUGCUGUUCUGACCUGGUCUAUUUUUCUACUAGCCCAGAACCCUACCAAGAUGAGAAAAGCUCAGGCAGAGGUUGAUUCUGUACUCAGCAAUGGGGCCAUUACCGUGGAACGUCUCAAGAAAAUGGAGUACAUAAAGUCGAUCAUUGUUGAGUCUCUUCGCUUGUAUCCUCAGCCACCAUUAUUAAUCAGGCGUUCUCUCCGACCAGACAAAUUACCAGGUGGGUACAAUGGAGCAAAAGAGGGAUAUGAAAUACCAGCUGGGACUGACAUAUUUGUUUCGAUAUACAACCUCCACAGAUCCCCGUAUUUUUGGGAUCGGCCAAAUGAGUUUGAACCAGAGAGAUUUAGCGUUCCAAAGAAAGACGAGAGCAUAGAAGGGUGGUCUGGUUUUGAUCCUGACCGGAGUCCUGGUGCAAUGUACCCCAAUGAGAUUAUAGCAGACUUUGCUUUCCUUCCGUUUGGUGGAGGACCCCGCAAAUGCGUGGGAGACCAAUUCGCACUCCUGGAGUCGACAGUAGCUUUGGCCCUGCUGCUGCGGAAGUUUGAUGUGGAGCUGAGAGGGUCGCCCGAUGAAGUCGAGAUGGUGACAGGUGCCACAAUUCACACGAAGAACGGGUUGUGGUGCAGAGUGAGGAGGAGGACUUGAUCAAACAUAGCUUUGCACCAAAAAAGUAGCUCUCAUUCUUGACUUCUGAUACUCUUUAGCAGCUACAACAAACAGCUCCAUGAACAGCGAAUGAGAAUCAUGUACAUGGUAACAGCUCUUGUAGCAUUAGGGGCACCAAAUCCACCCUGAUAUCUAUCUUUGACAUCUAGGUGCAUGCAUGCUCCUAACCAAACUUGUACAUUUCAUGCCAACCAAAUUGAUGAGACAAUACUGAUAGCGUAAGUUGCUGUAUGUCU